AUGGAACAGAUUAUUAACGUCGCUGAGCUAAAACAGCCCCAGGCUGAUGCAAAGAUAUGCAGCCAGACCGGUCUGGAUAGCCAGAGCCAAACCCCAGCCGCCUCACAGACCGAUCACGAUUACACCCUGGUUUCUCCUGGAACGCCGGUGGGAAGACCAAUGCCACCACCACCACCACCACCACCACCACCACCACCACCACCACAGCAUCAUGAUCAAGGACCUUCGCCGUCAGAAGUGCGAAAAUUUGCCAAUCCUGCUCCCCUUGGUCUAUGUGGGUUUGCACUCACUGCAUUCCUAUCUAACGGCAUGAGUGUGUUUGCCGGGGUUUCUGUUGCUGGAGAAAAUGUCUCCUCGGCCCUGGCCUACGGAGGCAUCAUCCAGGUGCUUGUUGGCAUGUGGGAAAUGGCCCUCGGAAAUACGUUCGGUGCUACAUCAUUCUGCUCGUACGGCGCAUACUGGGUAUCAUUUGCCCUUCUGAACUUCGACGGGACCCAGGUGACGAGCAAGGAACCGGCCGAAGCAUGCCAGAGUGAGACAUUGAUGGGGCUAUUCAUGAUGGCAUGGUUCAUUUUCACCACAAUUAUGCUGCUGUGCACACUCAAGUCAAGUCUGGCCAUGUUCCUGCUUUUCUUCUUCCUCGACAUGAACUACCUCCUCCUGGGUAUUGCCAACAUACAAUGCGGCUACCACGGCAAGAUCCUGGCAUCAGUGCAACAGGCUGGGGGGAUUUGCGGUCUGCUAGCGGCUUUUGCUGCGUGGUACAACGCCUUUGCUGGCAUUUUCGACAGAAGCAAUGGUUUCUUCACAGUACCUCUUGGUCAUUUCCCAUGGUCUCCCGUUAUCCAUGCCCACCACUCCAAGUACAAGGAGGUGUGA
Molecule: messenger RNA, 879 nt
Organism: Penicillium argentinense
Lineage: Eukaryota; Fungi; Ascomycota; Eurotiomycetes; Eurotiales; Aspergillaceae
Product: acetate uptake transporter family protein
Exons: 3
Coding region: 1-879 (292 amino acids)
Cellular component (GO): plasma membrane
Molecular function (GO): acetate transmembrane transporter activity
Source: RefSeq, a predicted model, not a curated record